Labrus mixtus (cuckoo wrasse) is the source of this 2412-nucleotide messenger RNA. RefSeq names its product SERTA domain-containing protein 2-like. Lineage: Eukaryota; Metazoa; Chordata; Actinopteri; Labriformes; Labridae. Gene Ontology annotation, molecular function: transcription regulator activity. Bases 228 to 1133 code for a protein of 301 amino acids. The transcript has 2 exons. Gene Ontology annotation, cellular component: nucleus. The record is from RefSeq and is a predicted model, not a curated record.
UGUGUAAGUGUGUGUGUGUGUGUGUAGUUCGGUGAGUGUUGAGGUCGAGUCAGCCGCGGGGACGACGGCGGACUACAAACAAACAAACAAACAAACAAACAAACGAAGAAGAAGACGGACUAACGGCUCCUUCUCCCCUCCGGUCCGCAGCUCUCCUCCCGGCCUCACAGACCGACGACCCCCAUGCAGCAGAGGAGACCCUGGAUGGGACUAACUACAUGUGAUCUAUGUUGGGUAACGGGCUGAAGAGGAAGCUGCUCCACGAUGACGAUUGUUUGGAGGACGUGGUGCGUGGUCCCCUGGCGGUGGGUUUCAUGUCGUCCUUCAUGCUGCGGCGUCAAAGCGUCCUCAACGUGUCCCUCAUGAAGCUCUACGGCCCCGCGCUCAGAGCCGACCUCCGCCUGCAGCGCCGCGUCCUCGUCAACAACAUCAUCCGCCGUAUCCAUGACGACCUGAGGCAGGAAGGAGGAUUGGGCACUCUCUUCUUCUCCGCCGCCCCCCCCCAGGACCACGACGGCUACCCACAAGCUCCUCCCCCUCCGUCCUCCUUCAGCAUCCUCUCCUCGUCUCUGUCGGGACUCACAGCCGGGGACUCCUGCCUAACGCCGGCCUCGCUGCUGGAGGAGGAUAUGUUCUUCACCCUCCCGCCCUCAUCGCCCUCCUCACAACUCAACCUGCCUCACUCCCCGAGAACGCCACCGCCGCUGCCUCCCUCGCCAUCGCCCAAAGACAGCUUCUCCUCCGCCCUGGAGGAGAUCGAGGAGCUUUGCCCCUCCCCUUCCUCCUCCAGGCCCCCGUCACCUCCUCCUGCGCGGGACACGACUGAUGUGGUCAUGAAGGAGGAGGAGGAGGAGGAGGCGGGGCAGGACUCACAGGAGGCUCCUCCCGCCCUGUCCUCCCCCGGCUCCUUCCUCACAGACUUUGCUUUGGACGACGUCAUCUUCACAGACAGUGACACGUCCAUGUACGACCUCGGACCCCGCCCCCCGCUGCCAUCGGGAGCUCCGCCCUCUAAGAUCGCCCCCGCCGUAAUGUCUCCGUACGGUGCGGCGGUGGGCGGGGCUCCAAACCAGUCGUUUAAAUUGGACCUGGCAGAGCUGGACCACAUCAUGGAGGUCCUGGUGGGCAGCUGAGAGGAAACCAGGAGACUUUUUUUGUAUCACUUCCUGUUUCUUUUGUACAGAUUUGAAAACGUGACGGUACCUCACACUGUGCAGAGUUUAAUAUCCGAUUGAUCGGGACUUUAACGUGAAGGUUCAGCUGACCAAUGAGAUCCUGCCAGCUCACAUGAUGUCACGUUAGCUCACAGCGUUCACACACUGCAGCUAAAUCUUCAGUCUCUUCAUUGUCGCUGACUCAGACUUUCACAAUAAAUGCAUAUUCUUGUAACAUCGUGUAAAACGUAGCGACCGUGUGAACGGCGUCCUGAACGCAGGAGGUCGUCGUCCUGCAGGUUUCAAACUCAGUGUGAAGUACCGUCACACCGUAACACGUUUUGUACUGUUUUUAUAAAAGAGAAGAUUUAUUUUAGGACUCAUGAAAAACUACUCGGCUGUUCCUCACUCUGAUUAUAUUUUCUCUUCUUUGCUGCUACGUCCACGUCCGUCAUAUUCACCCGGUUUGAAUCUCGUCCAAUCACUGAUUUGUAUCCACUCCUAAACUCACCUGCUGCGCUCUCAUUGGCUGGAGGAAACACACCAGCUCCGCCCCCAGAAACGUCCCAAGUCAACUACAGACACAGUCACCACCACACAUGUACGGAGGCCCAGAAGGGACGAUGGAGCAGCUUCACUUUAGGAGAAGUCUGUCUUUUAUUUUGAAGGAGAAAGCUACAGACUAUGUCUUUAAUCAUACAGAAUAUCCGGCCCUUGGUAAUCAGUCAAACCCCUUUACAUGGUAACUAUUUGUCUCCCCCUGCUGGACAGACGAGGUAACUGCACGUUGUCAGAGCAGUUGUACGCAGCAUGUUCUUCAUCUUUCAUGUUUUAUUUUUGGAUAUUUAUGAAUAUUGUUGAGUUGGUACAGUUAUUCUUUAUGUGCCUGAAAAGCCUUCUCCCUCACAUGAAACAGCUGUUAUUGAUUUUAUUUUGAAGGUCUUCUUGGAGCUCUUACAAACAUUUACACACUCUUUCACCUCGAGAGUUUUUGUUGAUCCCGUUUCAGGCGGCUCAUAAAAUCUGCAGAUUAAAAUCAAUUUAACAUCAGAGUUAACGCUGAUGAUCCGGAUCACGUCUUUAGCUCCUCCUCCAACCACAGAACCAGAUUCUGGACUCUUGAGGUUUUGUCUUCCUGUCGAUGUUAUUUUAUUCUUUCAGAGAUGAAAUCAAUCUGUGCCUUCUCCUGAGCAACACUCAGACGAGGGUUCAGCCCGAUAUGUCGUUUUAUUUUCUACAUUAAACUGAAAUGAUCUCA